Molecule: messenger RNA, 513 nt
Organism: Dipodomys ordii (Ord's kangaroo rat)
Lineage: Eukaryota; Metazoa; Chordata; Mammalia; Rodentia; Heteromyidae
Product: dimethylglycine dehydrogenase, mitochondrial-like
Exons: 3
Cellular component (GO): mitochondrion
Molecular function (GO): protein binding
Source: RefSeq, a predicted model, not a curated record
GUGGGUUUUACAAAUAUUAGUCACAUGUUAACACCCAAAGGACGAGUAUAUGCUGAGUUGACAGUUUCUCACCAAUCUCCAGGAGAGUUUUUACUAAUAACUGGUUCUGGAUCAGAACUUCAUGAUCUUAGAUGGAUUGAAGAAGUAGCAAUCAAAGGCGGCUAUGAUGUCGAGAUUAAAAACAUAACAGAUGAGCUUGGUGUCCUUGGAGUUGCAGGACCGCUUGCAAGGAAGGUCCUUCAGAAACUGACCUCUGAAGAUCUUAGUGAUGAUGUUUUCAAGUUCCUUCAAACCAAGUCUUUAAAAGUUUCCAAUAUUCCUGUCACUGCUAUUAGGAUAUCUUAUACUGGUGAGCUGGGUUGGGAGCUGUACCACAGGCGAGAAGAUUCCGAGGCACUUUACGAUGUUAUCAUGAAUGCUGGCCAAGAAGAAGGAAUCGACAAUUUUGGAACAUACGCCUUGAAUGUCUUAAGACUAGAGAAAGCUUUCAGAGCCUGGGGAUCAGAGGUUUGA